Messenger RNA from Schistosoma curassoni, 2275 nucleotides. Lineage: Eukaryota; Metazoa; Platyhelminthes; Trematoda; Strigeidida; Schistosomatidae. The record is from the annotation of a GenBank genome assembly.
CGCUCGUGAUUGUCCUUCAGGUUGUUCGCGGCGCAAAUCAGGUGAUAAUUCUGUUAUGAUAACCGUAUGGGUCACUUACCUUGGACAUUUAUUAUUCGCUUCUUCGUUGUUACUUUUGGGGCUCAUAUCCAGUCGGAAAAGUACCCAAUUGUAAUAAUCCCAGGUGAUGGAGGGUGUCAGGCGUAUAGCAAGCUAAAAAACUCAACAUCACCUCCUUUUUUAGUAUGGAUAGACUUACGUUACUUUCUCGAACCGGGAAAACUAAACGAAUACUUCGGCUUAGUUUAUGAUCCAGUCACCAGAAAGUCUAGAGAUCCUGAUAGCGCAGACGUAUAUUUCCCAGGUUGGGGUGAAACGUGGUCUAUUGAAAAUUUGGAUAGUUAUAGACAUAGCAGAACUGAAUAUUGUGGUCCGAUGAUUGAGUCAUUGCGUCGUGAUCCUUUCUUUGUAUCCAACUGGACUAUUCGCGGUGCACCCUUCGAUUUCCGUAAAGCUCCAAAUGAAAACGAGGGCUUUAUUAACAAACUUAUGCACCUGAUUGAGGAGACUUAUCAAAAUGGUGGAAACCGGUCUGUUGUUUUGCUUGGCCAUAGUUUGGGGGCUAAGUACGGGAUAUACUUCUUAAAGUCAAUGAAGAAAAGCUGGAAGAAUACAUACAUCAAAACCUUUGUCUCACUCAGUGCACCUCUUGGUGGUUCAGUAAAGGCUCUUAAAAUCGAAGCAAGUGGAGAUAACUUUGGUGUGUUUUUACGCAGUCCACUUAGUUUCCGCCCUGUUCAGCGCACGCUACCUUCUCUUGCUUUUCUCCUCCCGGAUUCUCGUUUGUGGUCACCAAAGGAACCUCUUAUUAUAACGCCAACAACAAACUAUUCUGCUCAUGACUACGAACGUUUCUUCCAUGAUGUCAAUUAUUCAAUCGGUUUCCAGAUGAUGUUGGACAGUAAAUCUAUAAUUGAUACAUUCGAAAAACCAAGUGAUAUUGAUGAAAUCUAUUGUAUUCAUGGAUCAAAUUUGAGUACCACUGACAAAAUGAUUUAUUCACCGCCCAACUUCUUUCAUAGUGGAUUUCCAGAUCAAGUGCCGACAUUGAUUCCUGGAAACGGUGAUGGUACUGUUAGUCUACGUAGUUUAGAAGUCUGUAAACGUUGGCCUGGUAUAAAAUAUUUCAUGUUACCUGGGGCUGAACAUGUAAAUAUUAUGGGAGAUCCACGUUUUAUUGAUAUUAUUCAUCGAAUUGUUGGUGCUAAUACAACUAAAACAUUAAACUGUUGUUAAUUAUUUUCUUCACUUUAUUAUUUACUUCUUCACUGUAAUAAGAUUCUCAUUUCAUUCAAUUUCCAUAGAAUUAUUUGUUACAAUAUAUGGGAUGGUGGUCAAGAUAGACUGCAAAGUAUAAGACACAUGGUCCUGGAUGUAUCAAAUGUCAUAUGGAUAUACUCAAACUUGAACAAUAUUUUUGUUUUAAUGUGGACAAAAUCAGGAUAAUAGAAGUUAUGUUUUCUGUAUUGUUUUUAGGUCCUCAUAAUUUAUUUCUAUUAUUACUGUAUUUUAUUACAAAGUUCUUGUUUUAAUUAGUAUUAAGGGAUUAUUUUUAAGUUUGAAGAGGUUGUAUAGGUUUUCUUUUUAUGUUAAAAUAGGUUUCAUCAUAGGUUGACAUCAACUGGAGUACCAGAGACUGUCUGAAUCAAUCUAAUUCACGUUUUAUUAACAUUAUGCAUCCAUAAUUUCACGUAAAACCAAACUCAGAGCAUUUAGGUUUCGUAAAAAGUAUGAUACUUUUAAAAAACUGAGUUACAGUUAGAACGAAACAGCAACCCAAUGUUUUUCUAGUUUUUAAUGGUUUUUCAGCUGUUUUCUUUCUUUAUUUAUUUGAACACAUAAAUAUUGGUACAAGAGGGCACCAAAUAUAUAUGCACCACACAAAACAAUGAGAAUUUAAAAACAAGAAAAAACAGGGUAAGGAGCGUAAAAGAAAAAGAGAACAAUAACGAACAGAUAGGUGUAAGGUAGAAUAAUAAUGGUAAUAACGGGGGAAACGGGAAGGUACAACCAGAAGAAAUCUUUCAGUUAAGGAAGAAGCAACCACUUCUUACAAAGAAAGUUACGGCAGGAUCGUCACUGGCUUCUGUUCUGAGCCAUAUCUGAUAACGUCUUUAACCACUGUGUAGCACCAUCUCUCAGACCCCAGCCAGGGAGUCCUGAAGGACCAACAGAAGCCAGUCCUUUGCAGCUUUCUUUCAUACCACGACACCAUGUCAUAUACUGACCACCUCUC